Molecule: messenger RNA, 1174 nt
Organism: Paecilomyces variotii
Lineage: Eukaryota; Fungi; Ascomycota; Eurotiomycetes; Eurotiales; Thermoascaceae
Product: Ctr copper transporter family protein
Exons: 4
Coding region: 146-871 (241 amino acids)
Biological process (GO): copper ion transmembrane transport
Cellular component (GO): membrane
Molecular function (GO): copper ion transmembrane transporter activity
Source: RefSeq, a predicted model, not a curated record
AAGAGGAGACGAAACUGGAGCCAUUCACCUUUGCUAUACUGCUAUCCAAGACCCGAUAUCUCUGGAGAAAAAGAAGACGACUAUCGAUAUAAAUAAUCGACUAUCGAGCUUGAAAACCAGACGAUUCCAUCAAUAAUCGACCAUUAUGGAUAACAUGACUGGUAUGACCAUGAGCAGCACGUCAACGGGGAUGGCGAUGGGAUCGAUGACUUCAACUGCAUCUGCUGCUAUGAGCAGCAGUACCGGCAUGAAUAUGGGUAGUAUGAGCAUGGAUAUGGGCGGUGAUUGCAAGGUUUCGAUGCUUUGGAACUGGGAUACUAUCGAUGCAUGCUUCCUCUCCAAAUCAUGGCACAUCACAUCCCACGGCAUGUUCGGCGGCUCCUGCAUCGGUGUAAUCUGCCUCGUUCUCGUUCUUGAACUCCUCCGGCGCAUAGGCCGCGAAUACGACGCCUACAUCGUCCGCCGAACCACUAUCCAACGAUACCAUCUCGCUACCACCACCACCACCACAACUCCAUCAUCUCAUAACGCCAGCUGCUGUGGUCCCGAAUCCUCAUCAGACGAAACCAACGCACUCACAAAACAUUCAACCCCCAACGCAAACGCAAACAUCAUACCUCCCAUGGCCCCGAUAGGGAAAACAGGCCCGAUUCGCCCGACGUUCUUUGAACAAUUAGUUCGUGCUACAUUGCACAUGCUCCAGUUCGCAGUGGCGUAUUUCAUUAUGUUGCUCGCGAUGUAUUUUAAUGGAUAUAUCAUUAUUUGUAUUUUCAUCGGGGCGUUUUUGGGUGCGUUUUUCUUCUCCUGGGAGCCGUUGGGGGGUGCGCGUGGGGAGAACGACGCAACUAGCGUAACUGCAUGUUGUGGAUGAAAUGAAAAAGAAAAGAACUUAUACCCAGAACACAUCCGGGAUAUUUCCUUUUCUUCAUUUCCUUUCUCCCCCUUCUCUGUAUACAUCUCUCUCUCUCUAAUUACCUUCCUUCCUUCUAUUCCCCUCCCCUUCUCGGAUUACAAUCAAUACAAUACAACCAUUUCCUAAUAGAAGAUAACAUGCCUAAAUAACCGAUCUGAUGAAAGAUAAAGAUCUCAACUUAUGAAUUUCCAGUUUCAAGACUAGAGCGGAACUGUGCUGUGCUGUACUGUACCUUGCAUGGAUGAUUUAAGAAUAGUUUUU